Lizanozyma spartinae is the source of this 11352-nucleotide messenger RNA. It is a transcript of the gene TRA1, whose product is annotated as histone acetyltransferase. Gene Ontology annotation, cellular component: SAGA complex; nucleus; NuA4 histone acetyltransferase complex. The transcript is spliced from 2 exons. Gene Ontology annotation, molecular function: protein binding; transcription coregulator activity. Gene Ontology annotation, biological process: regulation of DNA-templated transcription; DNA repair. NCBI's taxonomy places the organism in Eukaryota, Fungi, Ascomycota, Pichiomycetes, Serinales, Debaryomycetaceae. The record is from RefSeq and is a predicted model, not a curated record. The coding region runs from base 1 to 11352 and encodes 3783 amino acids.
AUGUCUCGACUCAAUGAAUCGCCAGACGACUAUAAACUGGCACAUUCUGUGCUCUCUGAACUAUUGGAUAUGAUAGAGACAUUCAAUGGGGCAGCUGAAUACAAGUAUUUCCUUAAGAACUUGAUCCCCUUAUUCUUGGACCGAUUACAGACAGUGCCAGUGAGUUUAGUCAACCAAUCACCAGAACAUAAGCUCCGGAACUCGAUAUUGGAGAUCAUCCAUCGGUCGAUCAUGAAUGAGAUUUUACAACCGUAUGCUGCAGACAUUCUUGAUUCGUUGAUUAAAGUUUUGGUGGAAGAGAAUGAAGAGAAUGGGGUCCUUUGUAUGAAGAUCAUCACAAGUUUACAUAAAGCUUAUAAACCUAACUUGGUUGAUAAAGUUGGUCCAUUUGUUGAGAUCAUCAAUACUAUUUAUAAGAACAUGCCUCAAGCCAUAGAAGAGGUGUUUAGUGAAGAUAAUAUGACAGGUACAUCUGCUUCUGGUACUGCUCCAGCUGCCACCACUAAUGAACGAGAAUUAUCUCCUCCUUCAUUUAACGAUGAAAACCCUUCGAAAACUUUGAAUAAGGCCAUGUUCUCCUUUAAGACGUUGGCAGAGUGUCCAAUCACAAUGGUUUCCUUAUAUUCUUCCUACAAAGUCUUGGUGUCGACUUCGUUACCAGAAUUUCUUCCUAGAAUCAUUGAUUUGCUUCAAUUACAAGUUGAAGCCCAAAAAUCAUUUAGACAAGAACAGAAACAAUUAUCAUCUCGGGUUUAUUCCAUUUCUCCUAAAAUAAAAAAUAGACAAGCCUAUAGCGAUUUCAUUCUUGGUCAAGUGAAAGCAGCUUCGUUCUUAGCUUAUGUGUUCAUUAGAAACUUGGCUAACCAACAUCUAUCUCCCACACAAGCUCAAGAUAUCCCCGAUGUGAUUUUAAGAUUACUUCAAGAUUGUCCAGCAGAACUAUCCGUUGCCAGAAAGGAACUUUUACAUGCCACCAGACACAUUUUGUCCACGUCCUUUAGAAGUCACUUCAUUCCUAAAAUUGAUCUUUUAUUUGAUGAAAAGGUUCUUAUUGGCGAAGGCCUAACUUCAUACGAAACAUUGAGACCUUUGGCUUAUUCAACGGUUGCUGAUUUCAUACAUAAUGUUAGAAAUGAACUUAGCCCAGAACAAAUUUGGUCCACGGUAACAAUAUAUUGCAGUCUACUUAAAGAUGAUUCGCUAGCUUUAACCGUGCAAAUUAUGAGUGCAAAAUUACUUUUGAAUUUGGUUGACAGAAUCAUGAAACUUCCAAAUAAAUUAGAAGGACGACAAUUGUUUAUGUUCAUUAUCGAUGCUUAUGCCAUGAGAUUCCAAAGUCUAAACAAGAAAUACGACUACAUUGUUGCUAAACAUAAACAAUUUGAAAAGAAGAAACAAGCUCGUGAUAUCGAAGGUCAAAAGGCUGUGCAUAGAUUCUCGUCAAGGAAGCUCAUUCAAGAUAAGGACAAAUCUGCUGAUGUUGAAAUGAAGGAACGUACAGAAGACAAGAAUGAAGAUUCAGAAGUCAAGAAUGAAGAAGACGAAAAUAAUGAUGAAAUUUACGUUAGCAUGUUUAACUUGGAUGAAUAUAGUCCUAUCACCACGUUCCCUCAAAAUUCGGAUACUGAUUUGUUAAAAGAUGCCAGAUAUUUAUUCAGAACUUUAAUGACCUUUUUAAAAUCUGUGAUAUUUGGUUUGAAGAAUUGUAACCCUCCAGUUCCUCCUCAACUUACAGAUAAUCCCUUGACCGAAAAAUGGAACGAUACAGCCAGAAUUACUUCAUACGAAGAAGUCAACAUCUUAAGAUCUUUAUUUAGAGGUGGUGUUAGUUGUCUCCGAUUCUUUCUGGUUCGUCCAAAACCUGCUCCACCACUGGGUAAGGCAAUUGACUUUUCAACUGGUGGACCAAGCUUAUUAAUAACUUCAUCUAAAGAAGAGAAAGACUUAAUGGAAAUCUUUGCGACCGUUUUCAUGAACAUUGAACCUGCUGCUUUUAACGAAAUUGUUCAUGCUGAAUUACCAUUUUUAUUCGAAUCAAUGUUGGAUAAUACUGCUUUGCUUCAUUUACCUCAAUUUUUUCUUGCCAGUGAAGUGACAUCAGCUAAUUUCUCCGGAAUAUUAAUUAGUUUUUUACGGGCUCAUUUAGAAGAUUUGGGGAAACUGGACAUUAUCAAAUCCAACAUUUUAAUUCGUUUAUUCAAAUUAUGUUUAAUGUCCGUUACCUUAUUCCCCGCUCAAAAUGAAGCGGUGAUUCUUCCUCAUUUGAAUUAUUUGGUAUUGGAAUCGUUAAAGCUUUCGACUAAAUCAGAAGAACCCAUUGUCUAUUCUUAUUUAGUACGAAUCCUUUUCCGUUCCAUUAGUAGUGGAAGAUUUGAAAACUUAUACAAGGAAAUUAUGCCUAUCUUGCCGGUUUUGUUGGAUACUUUGAACAAAAUGAUUGUUAAUGCCAGAAGGUCCUAUGAGAGAGAUAUUUAUGUGGAAUUAUGCCUUACAAUCCCAGUUAGACUCUCUGUUCUUGUUCCUCAUUUGAAUUACUUAACUCGUCCACUUGUUUAUGCAUUGAACGGUUCACAAGACUUGGUGAGUCAAGGUUUAAGAACUUUUGAAUUAUGUGUGGACAACUUGACUGCUGAAUAUUUUGAUCCAAUGAUUGAACCGGUUCUUGACGAAUUCAUGGCAGCUCUUUGGAAGCACUUACAACCAAUUCCUUAUCAUCAUCAACAUUCACAUACAGCCAUUCGGAUUUUAGGGAAACUUGGUGGUAGAAACCAUAAACAUUUCAAACAUAUUGCCAACCUUAAAGCCGAAACCGAAUUAAACCAAGAAGUUAAGGCCUUGUUUCUGAUCUAUGGACUAGAUGGGAAGAUUCCUGUUUCCAUUACUCCAGGAGUCGAAUCGGCCAUUAAAUUAUUGGAAGACCCCAAGAUUAAAUUGCACUACCGGAUUAGUGCAUUUAAAUAUUUAUCCAAUAUCAUGAAGUUAUUCAUUGAUACUACGGCCAUUCCUCAUGAUUAUUCCAACUACGUCACUCAAUGUGUGGAGUAUUUGAAAGUGGAAGGUGGUGGAGACGAUGACGAUUUUACACUGGAACUUGAACCUUCAGGAAUUAAAGAUAUGGAUAAAUUAGAUUUGCAACAGAAAUUGUUUCAAAAACUUAUGGAAAUGUUAUUUUUUUCUGUUUCCAUUCCAGAACUUCAAAAGGAAUCUUCGGAGCUAAUCGACGGUGUUGCAAACCACUUUGUUAUAUCUCAUGUUUCCAGCUCAGUUAUUGAUAAGAUAAAGAAAGAGAGACCAUUUUCAGUUAAUGAUAAUGAAGGCAAAGCAUAUAUCAAUGAUACGGCAUUUUUCAAUGCGUUGAUCUUUGGCCUAAGUUCUUGGAACCCUGAAGUCCGAAGAAAAGGUUGUGACAUUAUAAAGUUGAUUUUUAAAACUGCCAAUACUUUAUUUGGAUCAGAAGAGAAUGCCUUAUAUUCCCCAUUUUUCAGAACAUUGUUCUAUAAGUUGACCCACUCAUGUUAUAAUGAAUUCUUUGGUGCCAAACUUGGGGGUAUUUUGGGGUUGAAAUGUAUGUUUGAAGACAUGAACAUUCCAUCUUCGUGGUUCUUUAAACGACAAUUUGAAUUGGUAAGGGCCAUUGUGUUUACCAUAAGAGAUACUCCUAGUAAUGCUGCAUUUGAAGUGUGUGAUAUGGCAAAGGAAUUGGUGUUGAAGGUAUUGGGUGAAUGUAACAAGGGUGUGACACAGGAAACCAUUUUGGAAAAGCCUUUCCAAACUAUCAUUGGUGCCAUUGUGUAUGAUUUAGCCAGUGCAAAUCCAUUGGUUAGAGAAGUUUCAAAGGAAGCGUUGACCACUUUAAGUGAAACAACUGGUGUUCCAAUAGUUACCAUGAUGAGUCCUUGCAAACAUUUACUUCUAACUCCUAUAUUUGUUAAGCCCUUGAGAGCUUUACCAUUUCCCAUGCAAAUUGGUAAUUUGGAUGCUAUAACGUUUUGUUUGAAUCUUGAAAAUACCUUUUUGACGUUUAAUGAAGAACUUAAUCGAUUGUUAUUGGAAGCUUUGGCAUUGGUUGAUGCGGAUGAUGAAUCUUUAGCCAAUGUUCAUCGACUUUACGAAUACAGAACCGCUCAACAGUUGAUCCAGUUGAGAGUUGCAUGUAUCAAACUACUUGCAUUGGCAUUAACCCGACCAGACUUCUCCUUGGGAUCAUUAGCAGAGGCCAGAAUUAGAAUCUUGGGUGUAUUCUUUAAGGCACUUUGUAAUAAAUCCACUGAGAUUAUCAAUGCUGCUCAUCAAGGUUUAAAAGCAAGCUUAAAAGAAAAUGCAAAAUUACCCAAAGAAUUACUUCAAAAUGGUCUUCGUCCAAUGCUUAUGAAUUUAUCUGAUCAUAAGAAAUUGACCUUAUCUGGUUUGGAAGCUUUAGCCAAACUUUUGGAAUUAUUAAUUUCAUAUUUCAGAGUGGAAAUUGGUAAGAAAUUAUUAGACCACUUAAUGGCAUGGGCUCAGGUGAAUACCUUGAGUCAAAUUUCAACCCAAGACUUGGAAAAUAACCAUACGGUUCAAAUUGUGCUGUCCAUUCUUAAUAUUUUCCAUUUAUUACCUCCCAAAGCCGAUAGUUUUAUGGAGAAAAUCAUCAAUACUCUUCAAUAUUUGGAAGGAAAUUUAUAUCGUCAUCAAAGUUCACCAUUUAGAGAACCAGUUUCGAAAUAUUUGAACCGUUUUGCUGAUAACUGCUUGAGUUAUUUCAUGGACAACUACAAUAAUCGGAAAUUGGGUAAUAUGUUGGCUUAUAUGUCUGGACUUGAGAAUUGUCUUAACUUACGAACAGCAGCCAAAUUAAAAUUGGAUACGAUCUUUGAUAAAGUGAUCAAUGAAACCGUGGAUGAAGUCAAAGUCAUUGAAUUUGCUAAUACGGUGGAUUUAUUUGAAUCUUUAAUUAAAUAUGAUGAUGAAUGGUUUGAUACACAAAUUGAUAAGUUGGAGAAAUUGGAAUCAUUAAUUCCAACAAUUGAAACCAUAAAGGAAAACGCUCCUUUGGUUACAGGGAUCCAUUUCCAAGCAGAUCAAUCGAUUAACAAAUUACAAUCAAUCAUGAUAAAAUACUUGGAAAGAAACCCCAAUGAAAAGGAUUUAUUAUUCACCAUAGUUGGGAGACUCUCCAAAUCAAAUAUUGGAGUCCCCAGUAAGCUUGAUGACUAUAUUUAUAACUCCAUUGUGACUUCAGAUGAUGUUCCACUAAGAGAAGCAUAUUUGGUCAAAAGUAUCAGGGCCAUCACCAAUUCAGAAAACAGUUUGGCAACUAAGAACUAUAUAAGCAAGAAGGUGUGUCUUCCUAUAUUGCUAUAUGAGAUUGUUAGGCAUAAGAGUUUGGAAAGGUUUCUUAGGCAUGAUGAUGACAAUUCUACUCCAGAAUGGCUCCAGUUAUUCUAUGAGAACGUAUGGAAAUCUACCAAUGAUAUCAUCACUGACCAUUCGUCUGGGAAGUUGGAUAGUUUAAGGUUUGAAUUGUUGCAAAUGACUGCGGUUCUUUUAAAAUGGGUUCCGGAGUAUCUUAGUGACUACCGGAAGGAUAUUAUAAAGUUCAGUUGGAACUAUAUCAAGUUGGAAGAUAGCAUUUCUAAGCAAGUUGCUUAUGUUACCACUGCUUAUUUCAUAGCAGCUUAUGAGACUCCUUCCAAACUUGCUACUCAAGUGUUUGUGGCAUUAUUGCGGACCCACCAGUCGGAUUCAAGGCAUUUGGUUGAACAAGCAUUGAACAUUUUGGCUCCAGUAAUGCCCAAAAGAAUGGCUGAAUCUGGAUCUAACUCUAUCAGUUGGUUGAAAUGGCCUCGAAGAGUCAUUUCAGAAGAUGGGUUCAAUGUAACUCAAGUCUUGAAUGUCUAUCAUUUCAUUGUCCAACAUUCAGAUAUAUUCUUUAUUGCCAGAGAGCAUUUUAUUCCCAAUAUUAUCACUGCUAUGGGUAAAUUGACUAUUCUUGCCAAUCCUGCUGUGGAAAACCAAGUCUUAGCCAUUGAAUUGGCAGAGUUAAUCUUGAAAUGGGCAAAGAGAGCCAAGCAAGAGCCAAAUAGUAAAGGUGACGAAGAGAUUCUUUUGCAAGCUGCCGAAGCAGAAAGCGACUUUACCACGUCUCCAGAUUAUAGUAUUCCCUUUGGCCAAAGAGAAGCAUGUGUUACCUUCUUAAUAAGAUAUGUUUGUAUCAGUCCUCAAAGAGCCUCUGAAAGUGAAUUGGGACAGAAGGCGUUGGGAAUCUUGAACGAUCUAUUGAGUGCUGAUUUCUGGCCUGAAAUCAACGUUAAGCUUUCAUUCUUUGAAAAGUUUUUAUUGCCUAAUGACUUGAAUAAUAGCAAUGGAUUGGGGUAUUGCCUAAAUGCUUUGGAAGUGUUGGGAGUUGUUUUGGAAUGGAAGAGUUAUGAUUGGAUCUACUCCAAUAUUGGCUAUUUGCAGAAGCUUUUAACGAAGUGUAUUAAAUCCGAUAAUCAUGAUAUUCAGGAAGUGUUACAGCGAGUGUUGAUGAUUAUUUUAAAUGCCAUAAGUUCCAAGAAUCUUUCUGAGGAAGAAGAGGAUGAUGACACUCAAGCAUUCAUUCAAUUGUUGGUGACUACUGUUUCUGAAGAUUUACCUGAAACACCUUCAGUGGCCGCAGGGGUUGCCUUAUCAUGGACAUUGGCCAAUUCCAGACCUUCUACAUUGAACUCUUUGCUUCCACUUCUUAUGAAAACUUUCAGCAAGCUUUGUAAGGAUCAUAUUGCAAUUACUCAUAAUGGCAUGCAAUCCCUGACCCUGCUGGACAGUUCCUACAAUUCUGAAUUUGAAGCGAAGAUGACCACCAAGUUAUUGGAGAAGAUCCUCAACUUGUGCUCCAUGAGAAUUAGUAGUCUUGGAGAUCAAAGACGAUACUUUUUGUCAUUGCUUGCACAAUUGAUUGAACGGUCAUUGGAUAAAGAUACCUUGGAUAAAAUCAUCAAGAUCGUUAAAGAAUGGGUGUUUUCCAGAACCGACUUAUUCCCUACCACAAAGGAGAAGGCUAGUAUAUUGGCCAAGAUGAUGGUAUUUGAAAUAAGAGGUGAACCAACGUUAUCCAAAGAAUUUUAUCAGAUCAUUAUUGAUAUCUUUGAAGAUGACACUUUUAGUUGUACUGAACUUACUGUUCGUAUGGAGCAACCAUUCCUUGUGGGGACCAGAUCUGCUUAUGUUGAUAUUCGUCGUAAGCUCAUGUCAAUUUUGAAUAACAGUUUGGAAAGAGAUAUUAGAAAGAGACUCUAUUAUGUUAUCCGAGAACAGAAUUGGGAAUAUUUGGCUGAUUAUCCAUGGUUGAAUCAAGCUAUUCAAUUACUUUUCGGUUCGUUUGAACAGAAUUUUAAGCUUGAACUUGUGGAUAGCGAGUUCAAAUUAGCACCAUUAACUGGGUAUCCCUACGGUAUUAAGCCAAAGAAUAAUAAGGAUGAAGAUAAAAUGGAAAUUGAUAACGAUAGUGAUAACGAUUUGAUUAAAUUGCUUGAAAAGCAUAAUGAUUUUUUGACUUCGUUAGCUGUGAGUUCCAAUGAUUUGAUUGAACCUUUGGUCGAUAUGUUUUAUCAAAGCAGCAAUGCCAUUGACCGUACUUGGUCAGUUCUUUUACCUAUUGCAUUCAAGUCACUUUCCAGAUCAGAGCAUUUGGAUUUCACUCGGUUCUUGGUGAUCUUACUUUCCAAGGAUUACCACAUAAAACAAAUCAACAGCAGACCCAAUGUGAUUCAAUCAUUGCUUGAAGGAAUAUCCAAAUGUGAUGAGCUUCAAUUACCUCCAUUUGCAGUUGAAUGUCUAGCCUCCAAUUUUGAUGCCUGGUCUCAAGGUAUUAAUCUUUUAGAACACAUUAGUGACCAAUCUGUGAACGGGAAUGCUGAUAUGCGUGCUGUGACUCAAGAUGCCUUGGCCAAGUUGUAUGCUCAAUUGAAGGAAGACGAUAUGUUUUAUGGAUUAUGGAGAAGAAGAGCUAAGUACCUGGAAACCAUUGCUGCCUUAUCAUUUGAACAAAUUGGUCUUUGGGAUAGAGCUCAACAACUCUAUGAAACUGCACAAAUUAAAGCUCGUAGUGGGGCACUUCCCUAUGGGGAAUCUGAAUACGCUUUAUGGGAAGAUAAUUGGAUUUUAUGCGCUGAAAAGCUUCAACAUUGGGACGUUUUAACUGAGCUUGCCAAACAUGAAGGAUUUUCUGAUCUUUUACUUGAAUGUGGUUGGAGAGUGGCAGAUUGGAACACUGAUAGAGAGACACUUGAUCAAACAGUUAAGAACGUUAUGGAUGUUCCAACUCCUAGACGUCAAGUUUUUGAAACAUUCCUCUGCUUACAAGGCUUUGGACAAGAGAAGGAAACUUUGCAAGAUCUUUCUAAACUUUGUGACGAUGGAAUUCAACUUGCCUUACGUAAAUGGCAUGCUUUACCAAGCAGAUUCACCGAUGCUCAUAUCCCAUUGUUGCACACCUUCCAACAAUAUGUUGAGUUUAUGGAAGCAAGUCAAGUGUACUCCAGUUUGGCUGGCACUACAGUUAAUAAUUUGGAUAUGAAGUCUCAGGAGUUGAAGAGAGUAUUACAAGUUUGGAGAGAACGGUUACCCAAUAUCUGGGACGAUAUCAAUAUUUGGAAUGAUUUGGUGACUUGGAGACAACAUGCCUUCCAGGUGAUUAAUAAGGUCUAUAUGCCUUUCAUUCCUAUGCUUCAACAAUCCAAUGGAGGUAACGUUAACUCCUAUGCUUAUAGAGGAUUCCAUGAAAUUGCCUGGGUCAUCAACAGGUUUGCACAUGUUGCUAGAAAGCAUAACAUGCCCGAUGUAUGUGUGAACCAACUAUCAAGAAUCUACCAAUUGCCUAACAUUGAGAUCCAGGAAGCCUUUUUGAAGUUGAAGGAACAAGUGAAAUGCCAUUACCAAAAUGCCAGUGAAUUAAGUACUGGUUUAGAUGUUAUCAGCAGUACCAAUAUGGUCUUCUUUGCUACUCAACAGAAGGCUGAAUUCUUUACGUUGAAGGGGAUGUUUUUGAACAAGUUGAAUCAAAAGGAUGAAGCCAAUAAGAUGUUUGCAACUUCCGUUCAAAUUGAUCUUAAUUUCCCUAAAGCUUGGGCUGAAUGGGGUGUGUUUAAUGAUCGUAGAUUUAAAGAAAAUCCAAACGAUAUGGUUUAUGCUAACAAUGCCAUUAGUUGUUACUUACAAGCUGCUGGGUUGUAUAAAAAUGGUAAAACUCGCAAACUUUUGGCUCGGAUCUUAUGGCUUAUUAGUUUGGAUGAUGCUUCCGGACGUCUAGCACAAGCUUUUGAUGAUUUCAGAGGUGAAGUGUCUGUUUGGUAUUGGAUUACUUUUAUCCCACAACUUUUGAAUUCAUUAUCUCAUAAGGAAGCCAGGUUAGCAAGGCAAGUGCUUAUUAGAAUUGCAAAGAGUUAUCCUCAAGCAUUACACUUUCAACUUCGUACUACUAAGGAAGAGUUUGCUGCUAAGCAGAGACAACUUGUGGAGUUAUCUCACCAACAACAAAGAAAUGCUACUGGAAAGGCUGAUUCAAAGACAGCAACAACAACGACUUCUUCUUCUAAUUCAACCGAUACGAAAUCCAAUGGUGCACAAGCAUCACCACAGUCCACAGAAACUAAAGACUCACCGCAACAAGGAACUACAAAAGAUUCCACCACAAAUGGUACCACUACUGAGAGUCCAAAGACUACGCCCAAACCUUCUGGAGUCGAGUCCAAUCAAGAGGUUAUCAAACAAGCAUGGAAACACGUGGAAGAGAUUAUGGGUAUUCUUAAGACAGCCUAUCCAUUGUUGGCCCUUUCAUUGGAGUCUUUAGUGGAUCAAAUCAACCAAAGAUUCAAGUGUACUGCUGAUGAGGACGCAUACAGACUUUGUAUUGCGCUUUUGAAUGAUGGAGUUCAAUAUCUCAAUCGUCUUGGGAACCCCAAGGACGAUGCCAAGUUACCACCAAUGACAGAAGCCAACAUCACCAGAUUUGCAGAGACUGUUUUACCCAAGCAAAUUAGGGCUGAAUUCGAACGAGAUCUUGUAGUUGGCAAACCAAACUUGAAGACGUAUAUCACCAAGCUUCGGAAAUGGAGAGAUAGAUUGGAAGAUAAAUUAGAUAGACGGUUUUCAGAAGUGAACUUGGAGAACUUGUGUCCACAUUUGAGUGAAUUCCAUCAUCAAAAGUUUGAAGAGAUUGAAGUUCCUGGACAGUAUCUUUUGAAUAAGGAUAACAAUUCUCAUUUCAUCAAGAUUGAACGGUUCUUACCCACCAUACAACUUGCCCGAGGAUCCAGUGCUUGCUUUAAACGAUUAAGAAUUAGGGGUAACGAUGGGUCUACUCAUGUAUUUGCCGUUCAAUUCCCUGCUGCUAGACAUUGUCGACGUGAAGAGAACUUAUUUCAACUUUAUCGUAUUUUUAGUGAUACGCUUAAGCGUAAGGUUGAAACCCGUCGUCGUCAUAUUCAAUUUUCACUCCCCAUAGCUGUUCCCCUUUCACCACACAUUCGGAUCAUCAAUGAUGAUGUCAAGAACAUAUCAAUGCAAAAAAUAUAUGAAGAUUACUGUCGAAAGAAUGGUAAGAGUCGUGAUGAACCGUUCAUAUAUACUGUUGAUAAGCUUAGAGCAGCGUUUGACCCCAGAUUACCCAAACCAGAUAUCAUGAGUAUUAGAGUGGAGAUCUUGAGUGCUGUUCAAUCGCUACUUGUACCCUCUACGGUGAUGAAGAACUAUUUCAUGUCGUUGUACCCUAAUUUUGAAGACUUUUGGUUAUUCAGAAAGCAAUUCACUUCUCAAUAUGCUUCCUUUAUCUUCACUACUUAUAUGAUGUGCGUUAACGGGAGACAACCCGCUAAGAUCCACAUUAAUAGGGGUUCCGGUUCAGUGUUCACCUCGGAAAUGUUACCCAGUAAAGUGGGUACCAAGAAUAUCUCAUUAGACGGUUCGGGUGGUGCUAGACCAGCACCUUUAUUCCAUAACCCAGAACUUGUACCUUUCAGAUUGACCCCCAACAUUCAAAAGUUAAUUGGAGAAGUGGGCAUGGAGGGAGUCCUUUCUGUGCACUUGUUGUGUAUUGGCCGGGCAUUGACGGAACCUGAAUCGGAAUUGGAACAGUACUUGACGUUAUUUGUUCGUGAUGAAGCUUAUUCAUGGUGCACCCAACAAGACCCACCACGACCCAUUCCUCAACCACAAGCACUAAAGGAGAUUGUGCGGAUGAAUGUUGAUCUUAUUAUCAAGAGAGUGUUACAAAUGGGUCAUGUAUCUUCUGGUCCUUCUAUUAGCACUCAGAAUGUCUUGGAGUUGAUCUCCCAAGCUGUAAGCCCAAGAAACUUGGCCUCUGCCGACACCUUAUGGAUGGCAUAUUUUUAG